Molecule: messenger RNA, 2483 nt
Organism: Tyto alba (common barn owl)
Lineage: Eukaryota; Metazoa; Chordata; Aves; Strigiformes; Tytonidae
Product: TLC domain-containing protein 5
Exons: 3
Coding region: 88-822 (244 amino acids)
Cellular component (GO): membrane
Source: RefSeq, a predicted model, not a curated record
AGUCUGCUGCCGGGAGCACAGAGCCGGAGAGGUCCCGGUCCCGGUCCCGGUCCCGGCGGGCAGGCGGCAGCGGCGGGCCUGGGCAGGAUGGUUUCCAUCGUUCUCGAGGUGACGUGCAGCCUUGUUGUCUGGCUGUUUCUGUACAUCUGCUUUUGCUACUGGAACAAGCACCGUUCCCACGAGUGGAGCUGUCGCUUGGUCACCCUGCUGCACGGGGUGAUUGUCACCUGCCUCUCUGGUUAUGUUGCUCUCUUGGAUGGCCCCUGGCCUCUGACCCACACAGGUUCACCAAACACAUCUCUUCAGAUCCACGUGCUGUCCUUGAGCUUGGGUUACUUUAUCUUUGACCUUGGCUGGUGCCUCUAUUUCCAGACGGAGGGGGAUCUAAUGCUGUUCCAUCACACGCUGAGCAUCUGUGGCAUGAUCAUGGUGCUGGGCCUUGGGAAGUCUGCUACGGAAGUCAAUGCUGUCGUAUUUGUUAGCGAGAUUACCAACCCACUGCUCCAGAUCCGCUGGUUUCUGCGGGAGAUGGGGUGUUACCACACUUUCCUGGGAGAGGUGGUGGAUUUCUUCUUUGUGUUCCUCUUCCUGGUGCUGCGAAUAGGGGGAGGAGCUCUGAUCAUGUACAUGAUGGUGACAUCCCCUGAUCCCAGCUGGCUUCUCAAAGCUGGAGGCCUGGCCAUGUACCUUGUAUCUUUGGCGUUCAUGGUUGAAAUCUGCCGCUUUGUCAGGAGGAAAAUGUUGAAAAAAUAUCAAUCCUGGACAAGCCUGAGGACUGUGAAUGCACCUGUGAAAACUAACGGGCACUUGACAGCUCACUAAUGGGUUGUGGAUGACAAUCCCUCGGGCUAGGGUCCCUGCUACUGAAGCCUAUUCCUGUGAAAGGAACUCCUAAAAGUGAUGUGGAAUUGACUUUCUGACCCUGGCAGUGGUCCCUACCCCUGGAGAAGAUGAAUCUGUGCUAGGAAUGUGGGAAAGCUGGCAGAAGAGAGGUUUGAGUGGAAAUCUACAAAAUCUGGCACGUCUACUGAACUCUGAUUCCCUGAAUUCUUCAGCAAUGGUACAGUCUCAAGGAGGGUGGCAAUGCCAGACCUAUUCAGUCUGCAACGAAUAAUUGCACAGCCUCUGUGGUCUGUAAUCAUUUUGGAGGUAGAAUUAUUUUACAGUGUAGAGCCAGAAAUCAAAUAUGAAAAAUCCCAUCUUCCUGCCAGUGGGACUGAGUAGGGGUGUGACCUAGCAAAGAUUUACUGAGCCUCACUUUACCUUAAUCCUGGAGUUAGACAACGUGCUUGACUAAGUACUUAAAUAGAAGCCUCUGAACAAGAUUCAUGUGCUUGCAGUGGUAUAGUAGACUUGUCCUUUGAGUGUGUGAAGUGAUGGUACUUGAGGUGAGGCAAUGUUUUACCUCAUUGUUUUUAAUGAUACAUUUCUCUCUCUUUUUUUUUUUUUUUUGUGUACUUGCAUUCAAGCAGAUACUGAUCUUAGAGCAGUGUGACUUUACUGGGAUUGACUCAGACCCUUGCAAACAAGAGUCAAGAAUUAGACUUGUGCCAAUAACCUCCAUAAGCAGGCGUUCACCUAGCCUUGGAUUGCUUUAAAAAAAAAUCAGGCAUUUUGUGAGAGAUGGUAGAGAAGAGCCCUCACUGGAUGUUCUUUCUGAUCUGGGGUUGGCUCAUUUACAAGCCACUUAGGCUGAAUGCAUGGCCAACAAGUCUAAUAAGUGACUACAUUUUCAUGGGUGACAGCAAUGUUUAGGCAGAUCCCGGUGUAACAUCUGAUCCAUACCAGCAGGUCUCAGAGUAUGGACCAGUUCUCUUGUUUUCUUUACCUCUCAGAAUUGUGUUCUGAUAUUUCCCCUGGAGUUUUAAUGUGAAUUUCCCUCUGUUGAAGGUUGCAGUUGAGAUUUACUCUCCCAUAAAAGCCUCGCUUAUAGCUGAGAGACAAAUGGCCUUGUGUUGCCCUCAGGCUUAGCAAGGCUGGCUGCCUUUCCCUCCUGCUUUCAAAGACCUUGUUUAGAAGAGCUUCUUCAUGGAGCUAAAGAGCCCCUGAAACAGCCUGUGUGGCUCUUGCUCAAGUGAGGUGUCACCCUUGAUGUAGGGGUGAAGGAGGGGAGCAGUGGGAAUAGAGCUGCUGAGGUUUUGCAGCCUUACUAGCUCUUCCAUGCCUCUUAUCUCACUGACUCUGGCACUGUUCAGGGCAGAUAUCUGCCUUGGCUGGGGAUUAAAAUAAGGUGUCCGGAGAGAUUAAAAAAUGACAUGAAGUAACCUAAGUUUUGACAUGCCCUCUAAAUGCAUUGCAGGCAAAUUAGCUGGCUAAUAUGUUUAGAAAAACAGGAGCCUUGUACUCCUGAUAGGUUGCCAGCAUGGCUCUGGUGGCCUGGCCUUGUGAGGUAUGAACUCUUACUAGAGUCGCUGUGCUCUUCUGAAAACUCCUCUGAGUGAUGAGACUUCUAAUAAAGUUAUGUUCUCUUUUUAAAAAAGAAA